AUGGAAACCGCGGAUGCCGUAAGACAGGUAGAAGAAAUUCUGAAUCUUCAAGAUCGAUGGUUCGCCAAAGACGGUGGAGUAACAAUUCAGACACCUGCCCUGUUUUCCCGGUUGCAAAAGGUGGCUGGGAAUGCAAGCAACAUGUCUUCAAACAAACGAUUGGAGGUGAAGAAGCAAUUGGCCUUGGACAUCGACUGCUCCAUCUUACACCCAGACGACUUAUCAGAUAUGAUUUUGGAGGUUGAGUUUCCAUCGAACUAUCCUUCCACUUCGCCUUGUCAUGUCCGUGCCGUAAAGGCUUCCAAUCGAGAAUCUGAAUAUGUUCCGUGCUCGGCAGCGAUUGAGGCUUAUCUGCAACCCUUUGCAGGUUGCGAGUGCAUAGAUAUGCUAUUGGACUGGUUAUCUGAUAACAAAUCUACUUGUUUAUCAAAGGGACCUGGCGGUGGUGACAUUUCAGGUGGCCGUAAUGAUCAUGAGGGACAAGCACUGUGCUAUUUGCUAAGAUACAACCAUCUACUGUCGGGACCCGAACAUAAGAAAGAAAAGGCUAUGAUUGCUGCUGCCAAAAAAUUCCAAUUACAAGGUGGUCUGUUAUGGGGUACUCCUGGUCUCGUGGUUGUAGUGCCGCCAUCGACUGAAGAAGAUGCCAAGGAGUAUGCCAGCGAGUGUAGGACAAUUGGCAAACGUGCCGAUGGACCCAAUGAGGUAUGGCUGCCCCAAUCAGGACUCGACGAGGCGGGAAUGGGCGGACUUGCACAACAAAAAAGGGGAGGAAAGCUACAAGAGCUAGAUACAGCAGGACUGCGGAUUGGAUGUGGAGGAAACGAGAGCCUGCUGAAACAACUUCUCGGAGUAAGCUAG
Cylindrotheca closterium is the source of this 861-nucleotide messenger RNA. NCBI's taxonomy places the organism in Eukaryota, Bacillariophyta, Bacillariophyceae, Bacillariales, Bacillariaceae. The record is from the annotation of a GenBank genome assembly.